Leptinotarsa decemlineata (Colorado potato beetle) is the source of this 459-nucleotide messenger RNA. RefSeq names its product farnesol dehydrogenase. NCBI's taxonomy places the organism in Eukaryota, Metazoa, Arthropoda, Insecta, Coleoptera, Chrysomelidae. The record is from RefSeq and is a predicted model, not a curated record.
GUUGUAGGACUGGCAAGAAGAAAAAAUAAACUCGAACAAAUAGCUGGAGAACUUUCAGGCAAAGCUGGAAAAUUCCAUCCUGUUCAAGCAGACAUAUCCAGCGAAGCUGAAAUACUUAGUGCCUUCAAGUGGAUAAAAGAAAAUCUGGGACCCAUUCAUAUUCUUGUAAAUAAUGCUGGUGUUAUGAAUUUUGGACUGCUGUCAGAAGGAGAAACAGAGCUCUGGCAAAAUAUUUUGCAAGUCAAUAUGAUAGGUCUUUCUGUAGCUACACGAGAAGCAAUCAGGGAAAUGAAAACAAACAAAGUUGAUGGGCAUAUAAUACAUAUCAACAGUACCGUGGGACAUUAUGUUCCAGACAUUCCUGUGAAUAUGUACACCGCUAGUAAAUAUGGUGUUACGGCUUUGACAGAAUGUUUGCGACGAGAGCUGGCUACCCUGAAUUCAAAAAUAAAGAUAACA